Molecule: messenger RNA, 10687 nt
Organism: Zonotrichia albicollis (white-throated sparrow)
Lineage: Eukaryota; Metazoa; Chordata; Aves; Passeriformes; Passerellidae
Source: RefSeq, a predicted model, not a curated record
UCCAGGCCGCCAUCGAAUUCCAGAGGCUGGAGAAGACGGUGCUGGGAGGGGUGCGAGGAAACUUCCUUGGGACCUGGGUGCUGAGGAUCUCUGAGGAGAUCUGUGAAGCCACCAAGGCUUUUGCUGACUGCAAAUACGAUCCCCUGGAUCCCGAUGAAGAGGUGAGGAGCAGGCGCUGGAGUGGAAAUGUAAUGGGUGCUGGAAUGGAGAUGUUAACAUUGCUUAGUGAAAAGAGAAAAAUCUGUUGUGAGAACGGGCUGCAGUCACACAAGGGACUGCCCCACAGCAGCACAGGGCUGGCUCUGGAGCAGUCAUGGGGCUCUGGACCCUCUGGGUUCAGCAAACCCUUCCUGAAGGAUCUGAGAAGGAGGCACAGGGGCUGUGCUGCUUUGAACCAUUUUGCUCUCAAUGGCAGGAGUGGAACACAGACUUUGCAGAGUUCCAGAAGAAGGUUGAGGAUGCGAACAAGCAGCUGGCUGCCAUCUUCUGCCAGGGCUUUGACGACUGCAACCGCCUGACAGCUGCUGUGAAGCUGGUGCACAUGUUUGCCACCGUGCUGGAGCGGCCCCUGAUCAAGGCUGAGGCUUCCCCCUGCUACCUGGCCCUGCUGGGGAUGUUCGAGGCGGAGCUGGAGAGCGUGAAGAUGCUGUACGACACGCGGUUCCUGACGCCGCCGCCGCCCGGGGGCGGCCCCGCCAUCCACAAGAACAUGCCGCCGGUGGCCGGGAAGCUGAAGUGGGCGCUGGAGCUGCAGCAGCGCCUGGAGGGGCCGCGCCAGGACCUGCUGGCCAUGAGGCACCCGGCCAUGGUGGGCGCCGAGGCUGAGCUGGUGUCCGGGAAGUACGAGGAGAUGAUGGGGCUGCUGCAGAGCUACAGCCGGCGGAUCUACGAGGAAUGGGCGAGCGGGCCCGGCAAGGACUGCCACUUCAGCCUGGAGCAGCCGCUGCUGCAGCGGGACCCCGAGUCCGGCUUCCUCAGCGUCAACUUCAGCAAAGAGCUCUCGGCCGUCCUGCGGGAGGUGAAGUACCUGCACAUCCAGCAGCAGCAGGACAUCCCCACCAACGCUGAGAACCUCUUUGCCCAAAACGAGACCUUCCAAAAGAUAGGGGACAACCUGGCGCUCAUCGUGGGCUGGUACAACGAGGUGAAGCAGCAGCUGAUGCCAGUGGAGCAGCCACUGCUGGCAAAGGAGCGGGAGGCCCUGGAUGUCCGUCUGUCCAGUGCUGAGAAGACUCUGUUCUGGAGCCAUGAAGGUGUCAUGGAAUACAUCCAGGAGAUGAGGGAGACCCUGCACGACCUGCACAGACGAGUCCAGACAGCGAAGCUGAACCUGCAGAGCAUCACCCAGCUGAUGGAGGACUGUUCAGCCACUCCCUUGUUUGGAAGAAAGGACAACAAGGAAACGGCGCUCCUGGACCUCGAAGGCAGAGAAAACGCCAUAUCUCAGCGCCGUGCCCUCAUCGAGAGCACAGGCGAGAAGAUCCAGGGCAUGGUGCAGGAGAACGCAGAGAUGUUUAAGGCCGAUGUAGCCUCACGGAUAUGGCACAACUAUAUGGCACACAUCGACAAAAUCGUGCUGGAUGGGCUCUGCAUGCUCGUCCACAGGUCCCUGCAGCUGCUGCUCACCAACAUGGAACCCGAGGUCCAGCAGCUCGCCUUCCGGGAGAGCUUCCAGGAAAAUGCUCCUUUCUCAUACACAGAACCAGAGCCCUACAAGUCACUGAACAAGCAACAUAAGAGCAUCACGGCCUUGGAGAAGGAAAUGGAAGCCCUGGCCUCCUCAGCUGCACUGUUUGAGGUGUCAUUCCCAGAGUACAAACAGCUCAAAAUGUGCCGCAAGGAGCUGCGCCUGCUGAAGGACCUCUGGGACAUGGUCACCCUGGUGAACCUGAGCAUCACCAGCUGGAACACAACCAAGUGGGCAGAGCUCAACGUUGAGGAUAUGGAUAUUGAGUGCAAGAAAUUUGCUAAAGACAUCCGGGGUUUGGAUAAGGACGUGAAGAGCUGGAACGCGUUCACGGGGCUGGACAGCAGCGUGAAGAACAUGAUGACGUCCCUGCGCGCCGUGAGCGAGCUGCAGAACCCGGCCAUCAGGGACCGGCACUGGCAGGAGCUCAUGCACACAGCCAAGGUGGAGUUCACCAUGUCCGACAACACCACCCUGGCGGAUCUGCUGCAGCUCAACCUGCACAAGUUUGAGGAGGAGGUUCGCGGCAUUGUGGACAAAGCGACAAAGGAGGCCGGGAUGGAGAAGGUGCUGAAUGCCCUGGACACUACUUGGGCAGCAAUGGCGUUUGAGUAUGAGCCCCACGGCAGGACCCAGCUCCCACUGCUCAAGAUGGAUGAGGCACUCAUUGAGACGCUGGAGGACAACCAAAUGCAGCUGCAGAACGUGCUGGCAUCCAAGUACCGAGCCUUCUUCCUUCAGAGGGCACAGGAGUGGCAGGAGAAGCUGUCAACCACUGACACUGUUAUCAACACCUGGUUUGAGGUACAGAGGAAGUGGAGUCACCUGGAAACAAUCUUCAUAGCAUCCGAAGACACACGAAGUCAACUGCCAGAGGAGUCCAAGAAAUUUGACACCAUUGACGAGGAUUUCCGAGCUCUAGUGGCUGAUGCAGUAAAAACUCCCAACGUGAUUGAGUGCACCAACAAGCCCGGGCUGCACACCAAGCUGGAAGCGCUGCAGGACAGGCUGGCAGUCUGUGAGAAGGCCUUGGCUGAAUACCUGGAGACCAAAAGAUUGGCCUUUCCCCGGUUCUAUUUUGUCUCCUCUGCAGACCUACUGGAUAUUUUAUCCAAGGGGACCGAGCCCCUUGAGGUGUCCCGGCACUUGACGAAGCUGUUUGACAGUUUGGCCAAGCUGAAGUUCCAGGAGGACGCAGACAAAAAGCCCCAGAAGGUGGCCCUCGGGAUGUUCAGCCGGGACGGGGAGUACAUGGACUUUGAUGCAGAGUGUGACCUGUCUGGCCAGGUCAGCUGGGCUUCAGGGAGCCUGGGGCAGGGGGUGGAGGUGUGGCUGAACCGGCUGCUGGAGCGCAUGCGCUCGACGCUGCGCAGCCUCAUGCCCCAGGCCCUGGGCACCUACGAGGACAAGCCACGGGAGGAGUGGGUGUUUGACUACCCAGCCCAGAUCGCUCUCACGGGCACCCAGAUCGCCUGGACUACAGAAGUUGGAGUUGCCUUUGCGAGUCUGGAGAAAGGUUAUGAGAAUGCCCUGAAGGAUUAUAAUAAAAAGCAGAUCGCUCGGCUGAAUGCCCUGAUUUCCCUGCUCCUUGGGAACCUGAGUGCUGGAGACAGAAUGAAGAUCAUGACAAUCUGUACUAUUGAUGUCCAUGCAAGGGAUGUUAUAAUCAAAAUGAUCCAAACAAAGCUGCUCCUCUCUAGACCCUGCGCCAUGGUGGUCCCCGAUUUUGAACUGAUCUGCGAAAUCAUGCUUGUGGCAGAGGGGUUUCUCGAUGCCAGGCUCCUGGCAAGGAAGUUCAUCACUCUCUACACGCUCUGCAAAGAGCUGCUGUCGAAACAGGACCACUAUGACUGGGGGCUGCGGGCCAUCAAGUCCGUGCUGGUGGUGGCAGGCUCCUUAAAGAGAGGGGACCCCGGCUCUGCAGAGGACCAGGUCCUGAUGAGAGCUUUACGAGACUUCAAUAUCCCCAAGAUCGUGACAGAUGACUUGCCUGUGUUCUUGGGGCUGAUUGGAGACCUGUUUCCAGCACUGGACGUUCCCAGGAAGAGGAACCUCGAAUUUGAGAAGGUGAUCCGUGAGGCCGUGGUGGAGCUGAAGCUGCAGGCAGAGGAGAACUUUGUGCUGAAGGUGGUGCAGCUGGAGGAGCUGCUCCAAGUGCGACACUCCGUCUUCAUCGUCGGCAACGCCGGCUCCGGCAAGUCCCAGGUGCUGAAGUCGCUCAACAAGACAUACAAAAUGCUGAAGAGGAGGCCGGUCACGAUGGACCUGGACCCCAAGGCUGUGACCUGUGAUGAGCUGUUUGGGAUCAUCCAUCCAGCCACACGGGAAUGGAAGGAUGGUCUGUUCUCCACAGCCAUGCGUGACCUGGCCAACAUCACCCAUGAUGGGCCCAAAUGGAUCAUCCUUGAUGGAGACAUUGAUCCCAUGUGGAUCGAGUCCUUGAACACAGUCAUGGAUGACAAUAAGGUCCUCACCUUGGCCAGCAACGAGCGCAUCCCCCUCACUCCCACCAUGAGGCUCAUUUUCGAGAUCAGCCACCUGCGCACGGCCACGCCGGCCACCGUGUCCCGGGCUGGGAUCCUCUACAUCAACCCCGCAGAUUCAGGAUGCAAUCCCAUUGUGGCCAGCUGGAUUGAGACAAGGACAGAGAAGUCUGAGAAGGCUGCUCUGACGAUCCUCUUUGACAAGUACCUGCCACCAUGCCUGGAGAAGCUCAAGUCUGAGUUCAAGACAAUCACCCCUGUUCCUGAUGUCACGGCCAUACAGACAGUUCUGUCUCUGCUGGAAUGUUUUCUGACACCCCAGAAUGUCCCACCAGACUCACCCCGGGAGCAAUACGAGCUCUUCUUCGUCUUUGCCUGCAUCUGGGCCUUUGGUGGGGCCUUGUUCCAGGACCAGCUGGUGGAUCACCGUCAGCAGUUCAGCAAGUGGUGGCUGACAGAAUUUAAAGCCAUCAAGUUUCCUAGUCAGGGGACAGUUUUUGACUAUUACAUUCAUCCAAACACAAAGACAUUCAAUCUCUGGGAUGAAAGAGUGCCAGCGUUCGAGCUCGACCCCGACGUCCCCUUACAGGCUGCUGUGGUGCACACCACAGAGACCAUUCGCCUCCGCUACUUCAUGGACCUGCUGAUGGAGAAGCAGCGGCCGGUGAUGCUGGUGGGGAACGCAGGGACGGGGAAGUCAGUCCUGAUGUGGGACAAGCUGGAAGCUCUCGGCACAGACGAAUACCUGGUGCAGUCUGUGCCCCUCAACUUCUACACAACCUCGGCCAUGCUGCAGGCCGUCCUUGAGAAACCCCUGGAGAAGAAAUCAGGGAGGGUUUUUGGCCCACCUGGCACCAAAAGGCUGAUCUACUUCAUCGACGACAUGAACAUGCCAGAGGUGGACAAGUACGGCACGGUGGCACCACACACGCUGAUGCGGCAGCACCUGGACCACGGGCACUGGUAUGACAGGAACAAGCUGACCCUGAAGGACAUUCGCAACUGCCAGUACGUGGCCUGCAUGAACCCGACCGCGGGCUCCUUCACCAUCGACCCACGGCUGCAGCGCCACUUCUGCGUGCUGGCCGUGUGCUUCCCCAGCCGCGAGGCUCUGAUCACCGUGUACGGCACCAUCCUGGAGCAGCACCUGGCCCGCCACAACAUGGCCAUGCCCGUGCAGAAGAUGCAGCCCAAGCUGGUGGCAGCAGCGCUGGCCCUGCACCAGAAGGUUGCCUCCAACUUCCUGCCAACAGCCAUCAAGUUCCACUACAUCUUCAACCUGCGGGACCUCUCCAAUAUAUUCCAGGGGCUGCUGUUCUCCACGCCUGACUGCCUGAAAACCCCCGUGGACUUGGUGCGUCUCUGGCUCCACGAAGCAGAGAGGGUGUAUGGAGACAAGCUUGUCGAUGAAGACGAUCAGUACAGCUUCAAGAAGGUGAUGGCUGACAUCAGCAAAGCCUCCUUUCAGGAGAUCAAUGAGGAGCUGAUGUUCGCCAAGCCCAACAUCUACUGCCACUUUGCCCAGGGCAUGGAUGAGUUCAAGUACAUGCCAGUGACAAGCUGGGCAUCCCUGAGUGCCCUGCUCGGGGAAGCCCUGGACAGCUACAAUGAGGUGAAUGCAGCGAUGAAUCUGGUGCUCUUUGAAGACGCAGUGUCUCACAUUUGCAGAAUUAGCCGGAUCUUGGAGUCCCCUCGGGGCAAUGCACUGCUGGUGGGGGUGGGAGGCAGUGGGAAGCAGAGCCUGGCUCGGCUGGCAGCUCACAUCAGCAACCUGAGCGUGUUCCAGAUCACGCUGCGGAAAGGCUACGGCAUCCCAGACCUGAAGCUGGACCUUGCCUCCCAGUACAUGAAAGCAGCUGUGAAGAACAUCCCCAGUGUGUUCCUGAUGACAGACUCCCAGGUGGCUGAAGAAUCAUUCCUGGUUGUGAUCAAUGAUUUCUUGGCGUCCGGGGAGGUGCCAGGCCUCUUUCAGGAUAAUGACAUGGAAACCAUCAUCGGGUCCAUGAGGCCUCAAGUGAAGUCGCUUGGAUUGGAGGAUACAAAGGAAAACUGCUGGAAAUUAUUUAUAGAUAAAGUCAGGCGCCAGUUAAAGGUCGUCCUCUGCUUCUCACCCGUGGGCUCCACCCUGCGUGUGCGGGCCAGGAGGUUCCCAGCUGUGGUCAACUGCACGGCCAUCGACUGGUUCCACGAGUGGCCCGAGGACGCGCUCGUGUCCGUCAGCAGCCGCUUCCUGGAGGAAACCCCGGACAUCGAGCCAGAGGUCAAGGCCUCCAUCAGCGAGUUCAUGUCCUUCGUCCACACAAGCUCAAAGGAGAUGUCCAAGAUCUACCUGACCGUGGAGAGACGCUAUAACUACACCACGCCAAAGACCUUCCUGGAGCAGAUAAAGCUCUACCAGAACCUGCUGGCAGAUAAAAGGAAUAACCUUUCCAGCAGCAUCGACAGGCUGGAGAAGGGGCUGAUGAAGCUGCGGAGCACAGCAUCACAGGUGGAUGACCUGAAAGCCAUGCUGGCAGUCCAGGAGGUGGAGCUGAAGCAGAAGAAUGAGGACACAGACAAACUGAUCCACGUGGUGGGCGUUGAGACGGAGAAGGUCAGCAAGGAGAAAGCCAUUGCUGAUGAGGAGGAGCUGAAGGUCGAGGCCAUCAACAAGAUGGUGGCUGAGAAGCAGCGAGCCUGCGCGAGCGACCUGGCAGAAGCAGAGGUGGUGCUCUCGGCCGCCCGCGAGGCGCUCGACACGCUCAACAAGUACAACCUGACAGAGCUGAAGUCCUUUGGGUCCCCACCGCCAGAGGUAGUGAACGUGAUGGCAGCUGUGCUGAUCCUGACAGCUGAAAACGGCAAGAUUCCGAAGGACAAGAGCUGGACAGCAGGAAAAGUCAAGAUAGGAAAAGCAGACACCUUCCUUGCAAGCUUAAAAAACUUUGAUGGGGAAAACAUCCCUGAGCCCUGUCUCAAGGCAUUUGAGCCCUACCGGAAUGACCCCAGCUUUAAUCCCGAGUUCAUCAAGUCCAAGUCCACGGCCGCAGCAGGGCUGUGCUCCUGGUGCCUCAACAUGGUGCGCUUCUACGAGGUGCACUGCAUAGUGAAGCCCAAGAGACAGGCAGUGGCCGAUGCUGAUGCUGAGCUGGCAGAGGCGCAGGCAAGGCUGAGUAAAAUCAAGAGCAAAAUUGUGGCCCUGAAUCAAAAUCUGGCGACUCUCACUGCUCAGUUUGAGAAAGCCACAGCAGAGAAGAUCAAAUGCCAGCAGGAGGCUGAUGAAACCAGCAAAGUCAUCAACUUGGCAAACAGGCUCGUUGGGGGCCUGGCGUCCGAGAACGUGCGCUGGGCUGAGUCCGUGGAGGAUCUCAAAGUGCAGGAGAAGACGCUGUGCGGGGACGUGCUGCUGGUCUCUGCCUUUGUGUCCUACAUCGGAUACUUCACCAAGAGGUACAGGGCUGAGCUGAUGGAGAAGCACUGGCUCCCCUUCCUCCAGGCGCAGAAGUGGAUCAAGAACAAAUUUGGGGAGGACCUGCAGAUCGUCCGCCUGGGCCAGAAGAGAUACCUGGACAUCAUUGCCCAGGCGGUCUCUGAAGGACAGACGCUGCUCAUCGAGGACAUCGGGGAGACCAUAGAGGCAGUGCUGGACCCGCUGCUGGGCAGGACCUUGAUGGGCAGAUACAUUAGGAUUGGAGAUAAAGAAGUAGAGUAUAACCAGCAGUUCCGCCUAAUCCUGCAUACCCGAAGUUUCAACCCGCACUACAAGCCAGAGGUGCAGGCUCAGUGCACUCUCAUCAACUUCUUGGUGACGCGGGAGGGCCUGGAGGACCAGCUGCUGGCUGCUGUGGUGGCCCGGGAGCGGCCAGACCUGGAGGCCCUGAAGGCAAGCCUGACCAAGAGCCAGAACGAGUUCAAGAUCAAGCUGAAGGAGCUGGAGGACUCCCUGCUCGCCCGGCUGUCGGCUGCCGGGGGAGAUUUCCUGCGGGAUACAGCACUGGUGGAGAACCUGGAGAUAACGAAGCGCACAGCCAAGGAAAUUGAGGAAAAGGUAAAAGAAGCCAAAGUCACUGAAGUACAAAUAAACGUUGCGAGAGAGAACUACCGGCCGGCAGCAGAGCGUGCAUCCCUGCUGUACUUCAUCCUGAGUGACCUCUGCAAGAUCAACCCCAUCUACCAGUUCUCUCUCAAGGCCUUCAACGGGGUCUUUGAGAAAGCCAUCGAGCGAGCAGUCCCCAGCGACGACACCCGGGAAAGGGUGAUCAACCUGACCGACCAGAUCACCUUCUCUGUCUAUGUGUACACUGCUCAGGGCCUCUUUGAGAGAGACAAACUCAUCUUCCUGGCCCAGGUUACCUUCCAGGUCCUGGCCCUCAAGAAAGAAGUGAACCCAGCAGAGCUGGACUUUCUCCUGCGCUUCCCUUCCAAGACUGGAGUCACGUCCCCUGUGGACUUCCUGCCCAACCAGAACUGGGGUGCUGUCAAGGCGCUUUCAGAAAUGGACGAGUUCACCAGCCUGGAGAACGACAUCGAGAGCUCAGCAAAGCGAUGGAAAAGGUUUGUGGAGAUGGAGGCGCCAGAGAACGAGGUGCUCCCCAUGGACUGGAAGAACAAGACAGCCCUGCAGAAGCUGUGUGUGCUGCGCUGCCUGCGCCCCGACAGGAUGACCUAUGCCAUCAGGAACUUUGUGGAAGAGAAAAUGGGAAGCAAGUAUGUGAAAGGAAGGAGCAUUGAUUUCUCUGAGGUGUACAAGGAGAGCAGCCCCUCCUCGCCCAUGUUCUUCAUCCUCUCCCCUGGUGUUGACCCACUGAAGGACGUGGAGGCUCUGGGCACGAGGCUGGGCUUCACCAUUGACAACGGGAAGAUCCACAACGUGUCCCUGGGGCAGGGCCAGGAGGUGGUGGCAGAGCACGCCAUGGAGGUGGCGGCUGCCAAGGGCCACUGGGUCAUCCUGCAGAACAUCCACCUGGUGGCACGGUGGCUGAGCACGCUGGAGAAGCUGGUGGAGCACCACAGCCUAGAGAGCCACCCCGAGUACCGACUGUACAUGAGCGCCGAGCCAGCCCCCAGCCCCGAGACACACAUCAUCCCGCAGGGGCUGCUGGACAACUCCAUCAAGAUCACCAACGAGCCGCCCACAGGCAUGCGUGCCAACCUGCACGGAGCCCUGGACCUCUUCAAUCAGGAAAUUCUGGAGCAGUGCAGCAAAGAGUCGGAGUUCAGGUGCAUCCUGUUCGCCCUCUGCUACUUCCACGCCGCGGUGGCCGAGCGGCGCAGGUUCGGGACCCAGGGCUGGAACAGGUCCUACCCCUUCAACAACGGCGACCUGACCGUCUCUGUCAACGUCCUGCAGAACUACCUGGAGGCCAACGCCAAGGUCCCGUGGGAUGACCUCCGGUACCUGUUUGGGGAGAUCAUGUACGGGGGGCACAUCACGGACGACUGGGACCGCCGGCUGUGCCGCACGUACCUGAGCGAGUACGUGCAGCCCGAGAUGCUGGACGGGGAGGUGUCCUUGGCUCCAGGGUUCAUGAUCCCUCCCCGCAUGGAUUACGAGGCCUACCACCAGUACAUCGAUGACAACCUGCCAGGAGAGAGCCCCCACCUGUACGGGCUGCACCCCAAUGCAGAGAUGGGAUUCCUGACCGUCACCUCGGACAGGCUCUUCCGCACGGUGCUGGAGCUGCAGCCCAAGGAAUCCGAGGCUGCCGGAGGCUCGGGUGUCUCCCGAGAGGAACAGGUGAAGGCAGUCCUGGAUGAAAUCGUCCAGCAGCUGCCAGACCCGUUCAACAUGGAGGAGAUGAUGGGAAAGGCAAAGGAAAAAACCCCAUACACGGUUGUAGCCCUCCAGGAGUGUGAGAGGAUGAACAUCCUGACCAACGAGAUGAGGCGCUCGCUGAAGGAGCUGGACCUGGGACUGCAGGGAGAGCUGACGAUUACAUCCGAGAUGGAAGAGCUGUCAAAUGCUCUCUUCUAUGACAACGUUCCAGAAUCAUGGACACGUUAUGCCUACCCCUCCCUCCUCACCCUGGCCAACUGGUACGCGGACCUGCUCCUGCGGAUCAGGGAACUGGAAGUCUGGUCAACAGAUUUUGUGCUGCCUGCAACAGUGUGGCUGGCGGGAUUCUUCAACCCCCAGUCCUUCCUCACAGCCAUCAUGCAGUCCACAGCCAGGAAAAAGCAGUGGCCACUGGACAAGAUGUGUCUGGCAGCGGAGGUGACCAAGAAAACCCGCGAGGAAAUAACAUUUCCCCCUAGAGAAGGCUCCUACGUGCACGGGCUGUUCAUGGAAGGCGCGCGCUGGGACGUGCCCACGGGCUCCAUCGCGGACGCGCGCAUGAAGGAGCUGACGCCCGAGAUGCCGGUGAUCCUGCUCAGGGCCAUCCCCGUGGACCGCAUGGACACCAUCAACGUCUACGAGUGCCCCGUCUACAAGACACGGACGCGAGGGCCCACCUACGUCUGGACCUUCAACCUGAAGACGAAAGAAAAAGCUGCCAAGUGGGUCCUGGCCGGUGUGGCUCUGCUCCUAGAGGCCUAG